Salvelinus namaycush (lake trout) is the source of this 5276-nucleotide messenger RNA. RefSeq names its product slingshot protein phosphatase 2b (gene ssh2b). NCBI's taxonomy places the organism in Eukaryota, Metazoa, Chordata, Actinopteri, Salmoniformes, Salmonidae. Gene Ontology annotation, molecular function: actin binding; protein tyrosine/serine/threonine phosphatase activity. The transcript is spliced from 14 exons. Bases 472 to 4632 code for a protein of 1386 amino acids. Gene Ontology annotation, biological process: protein dephosphorylation; negative regulation of actin filament polymerization; actin cytoskeleton organization. Gene Ontology annotation, cellular component: cytoplasm. The record is from RefSeq and is a predicted model, not a curated record.
ACAUUCAGGAUGUCAUCAUCUGAACAGAAUACAGCUCACAGGGAUCAGUCUCUCCAGCCUCUUGAUCCAGUCAAGCGUUUAUUUGGCACCGAUAAUGAAGUGAAUCUGGAGAGCGAAUUGUGAAACGUUGAACUUCUGUUUUUAGCGUUUUUAUAUUGAUUUUACUUGUUUACAUUUUUAUUAUAUUAGUGUUAUUACAUAUGUUGACUUUGGACUAAACAGAGCGGUCUCGCGUUGUUUGGUGUGCUAGUGAUUUGGUGCUCCUGCUCGAACUGUGUAUCUGGAUGAAAUAAGAGUUUGCGGUUCUAAAACUAGACAUCAGUGGCGUGCUUUUCGGUGUGUCCCCGAUCGUGGUCAGUACUGUACAGCGGUUCAUGGUCACCCGUACGUAACCAAUCACAUGGCCGCUCUGGAGUGAAGCCUCGACACAGCACCACAGGUCGACCCACUCCCGUCCUCCACAUCGCAGCGAUGCCUCCCGGUGUUGUAGCCCCGUCUCCACGGAGCUCUCCGGCCCGGUGCUUCUACGCCUUGACACCGUACUUCAUAGAGGACUCUGUCAUCUGCCAGAGCAAGAUUGAUCAGCUUAUCAGUGAGAGCUUUCUGACAGUGAAAGGCGCCGCCCUCUUCCUGCCCCGGGGAAAUGGCUCCUCCCCUACCUCUGCUUCCCGCUUCGCUCAGCUGCGCAGCAAACAUGCAGGUGACCUCCAGCAGCACCUGCAGACCAUGUUCACUCUCCUCCGACCAGAGGACAACAUCAAACUGGCUGUCCGGUUGGAGAGUACCUUGUAUCAGGGGACUCGUUACAUGGUGGUGGUCUCCACUAACGGCCGUCAGGACACAGAGGAGAGCUUGGUGUUGGGUAUGGACUUCAGCCCUGCAGACAGCUCGUGCUCGGUGGGGCUGGUUCUCCCUCUAUGGAGCGACUCACUGAUACACCUGGAUGGAGACGGGGGUUUCAGUGUGUCCACUGAUAACAGGAUCCAUGUAUUCAAGCCUGUGUCGGUGCAGGCCAUGUGGUCUGCUCUGCAGUCGCUCCACAAGGCGUGUGAGGUGGCUCGUUGCCAUAACUACUUCCCCGGCAGCCUGUUCCUGACCUGGGUCAGCUACUACCAGAGCCGGGUCUCCUCUGACCAAUCACGCAUCAACGAGUGGAACGCCAUGCAGGACGUCCAAUCACACCGCGCCGACUCUCCCGUGAUGUUCUCUGACGUGCCGACGGAGAGAGAGAGGACGGAGCGGCUCAUCAAGACUCGUCUGAGAGAGAUCAUGAUGCAUAAAGACCUGGAGAAUGUCACCUGCAAAGAGAUCCGCACAGAGCUGGAGGUGCACAUGGUGUGUAACCUGUGUGAGUUUAAGGAGUACAUAGACAAUGAGAUGAUCCUGAUCCUGGGUCAGAUGGACAGUCCCACUGAGAUAUUUGACCAUGUUUACCUGGGCUCUGAGUGGAACGCAUCCAAUCUGGAAGAGCUGCAGAACAGUGGGGUGCAGUAUAUUCUGAACGUGACGAGGGAGAUUGACAACUUCUUCCCAGGUGUGUUUGAGUACCAUAACAUCCGUGUGUAUGAUGAGGAGGCUACAGACCUGCUGGCCUAUUGGAACGACACCUACAAGUUCAUUUCCAGAGCCAGGAAAGCAGGAGCUAAGUGUUUGGUUCACUGUAAGAUGGGUGUGAGUCGCUCUGCGUCCACGGUGAUAGCCUACGCUAUGAAGGAGUACGGCUGGGACCUGGAGAGAGCAUUCAACUACGUUAAGGAGCGACGUGCCGUCACCAAACCUAACCCCUCCUUCAUGAGACAGCUAGAGGAGUACCAGGGCAUACUGCUGGCCAGUAAGCAGAGACACAACAAGCUGUGGCGUUCCCACUCGGACAGUGACCUAUCGGAGCACCACGAGCCGCUGUGUAAGACCGGCCAACACCCCCACACCCUGGGCCGCUCCGACCCUCGUAACCAGGGUAACAGCCCCGCCACCCCCUCCCUGCAGGAGCUGCUGCAGCCGCUGGGAUCCCCCUCCAACACGGGCCAGGUGGUGCGGUCCAUCUCCGAGUGUGGGACCCCUUCUAGUGCAGGGAAGGUGGUACAGUCCAGUAGCCAGCCCAAUACUACUGCUACCCAGGAGAAUAAUCUGGACACUAACCAGGAAACUAGGACUGAAGCUCUGUUGACCUCCACAACCGGGGACCAGUCAUUAGGUACUGGGGACCAGUCAUUAGGUACUGGGGACCAGUCAUUGGGUACUGGGGACCAGUCAUUGGGUACUGGGGACCAGUCAUUGGGUACUGGGGACCAGUCAUUGGGUACUGGGGACCAGUCAUUGGGUACUGGGGACCAGUCAUUAGGUACUGGGGACCAGUCAUUGGGUACUGGGGACCAGUCAUUGGGUACUGGGGACCAGUCAUUGGGUACUGGGGACCAGAAUCCGUCAACAGCAGCAGCUACUACUGUCUCCACUGGUUCCCAGGCCCAUGGGGAGUCUGUGUGUUCCCAGUCACCCCCUCUCUCCAACGGCCUGUGUGAUUAUGAAGAGGACCCCUCAACCCCUCUCCCUCAGCCGCGGGCGGCCACCGUGGUGCCUGACAUUUCCACGGUAACCGUGGCGGAGACCGUGCCGGUCGGGCGCCCUCAUCCGCCCCCUAUCCACCACCUCCUUGUCUCCCCCGCCGCCCUUCCAACCCCCUCCGAUGAAGACGAGACUCCGAAAGCCAAGGAGCCGUCCACCACCUUGCCUAAGGAAAAAUACUGCCAGCUGCAGGUGACACCAUCAGUGCCUGAGUCAUCGUCGAUGACCCCGGAAACAAGCACACAAACAGCAGGACCACAAGAGCCGUCCACACCAGUGCCUGACAAGAAACUAGACUGUGACCAGCGGUUACCUGGGGCAUCAUUGGACAGUUCAGCAUCCCAACAACCCUCCAGUAUUGAGGUACUCAUCAUUAGCCAGCCCAGUGCCCCCCCUCAGGACCCUGCUCUCGAGGCGGAGGGGUCCUCGGCUCUCAGCACAGACCACAUCAACUUCUUCAGCGCCAGAGAGAAGUUCCAGGGCCUGACUCAGGAUGGGAGGACCCGUUGCCUUUCUGAUCAGGCACUGCAGCAGACACCUCAGCCCAUACCCAGGGAUCCAGGACAGGAGCAGCAGCAGCAGGAGGACCCCUCUGCUGUGGCGACUGGGAAGGGAGAAGAAGAGGAGGAGGUCGAGGAGAGGAAGAGGGAGAGCAUUGUCUCUGUUCACCUCAUAGUCACAGAACUGGAGUCCAUGACGCACACUGUGGCCCCUCCCCCUGGCCCUCCCAGCCAACCAGAGCCUACUGUUUCCCAAGACCACGAAGUGGGUCAGUCAAACCAGGAAGUAGAGGGCAAAGAUGCAGAGUCACAGCAGGAAGUGGAGGUUGUCAAAGAGGAAGUGAAGGACGAAGCAGAAGAGAUGGAAGCAGUCUCCCACUCUCCUCCCGCCCCUCACUCUGCUGAUUGGACGAUGGGCUCUGUGCGCCGCGUCACCCAACAGCUGGAGCAGCGAAUGAGGCAGGACUCUCCACCUCCACCUUCCCUCCCUCCCACCCACCCCCAUCGUCGCUCCCCUCUCUUCCCUAACUCAAGAGAACACUCCCCUCCUGCCUCUCACCCCUUCCCAGAGACAAACUCCAACCCCCAGAAUGCACCACUCUGCAUGCAGGGGUCAGAGGUCAGCACUGUGCAGGAAAAGGGUGGGGGCUGUAGUCCUAUGGAGGAAGAUGGAGGACAGGAGGCUUGGAGAGAAGGUUUACAUGAAGACAGUGUCCAAAUGCACAAACACAACCUUAGUGAUGGCAGCCUUGCAUCUACCUUCCACCCUACCCUCAUCACCCCUCACCACUCUACCCCCAUCACCCCUCUCCAUCCUACCUUAAACUCCGCCCUCGCCCCCCUCUCUUCCAUGGAUUUCCUGUGUCUGGAGGGGGUGACAGAGUUUGAGUCGGGCACAGACUGGGACAGUCUCCCGGGUCGAGGACCCCCCGGUGACGACGACAUGAGGGAGACAUGGGAAACUCUGCGGGAGCUGGGGGCGUUCCUUCGCCAGGUGAGCGGGGGCGGAGCCAAGGUACCCAGGUGUGUGGGCCAGGUGUGGGGGGAAGGUACGCAGGCGAGGCAGAAGAGGGUCAGGGGUGGCGACAGACAGAGAGCUAGGGAGGUGGAGGCACGGAUUCGCCAGGCUGGGCUGACACCGCCCUCCCUGAUGAAGCGCUCUGCCUCAUUGGCUAAGCUGGGCUGCUUAGAGCUGUCGGCCAAUGACCUGAGCAAUUGGGAUAUUAGCCCCACCUCUCCGGCGACACCCGCUGUGGAACCCCUCCUUCCUUCCACAGCGGCUGACGAGUCCUCCAGGAAACUGAGGGUGCUGUUCCACAACGCCCUGCGUCCUUCUGUCUCCACCAGCAGAGCGGAGAGGCCUUGUGAGAGUGGACACACCCCCUCAGAACACUUGCAUUCUCCUACGUCCAAUCAAGGCUGGCAGAAGGGGAAACAUCCUGACUCUGGCCAUGCCCCCUCGCUGACGGCUGACCUGAUCUCCGUGGCAACACGACAGCAGUACGGAAGUACACACCCCCUACGUAGACUGAAGAAACGGACUGUCAGCACCCUCUACCACACUAUGUGACCCUCACUGUGUGUGUGUGUGAGAGACACGAAAGCUGGUCAAACGCCAGCCACUUCCCUUAGCCCCUACCACCUUCCCUGGCAGAUGAUAGUCAGAUGUGUGUACAAUAUGCCGGCCUCCUCUAGGAUCAUUGUAAGGCUCGAUGGAUUAUAGCUAACACAAAGCUGAUCUCUUCAGGGCGUGAGGGCAUCAUGUAUGUAGUGACUUCUAGGAUUUGUAAUGUUUCUUGUUGCAUACUGUAUGUAGUGUGUAUUUGAGUUAUCAUUUUAGGAUGUGUCCUUUGUUUUCUAUUGGUUGGAGUCUGAACUGUUUGUGUGAGGCAGAAUAUCUCCAUAUGUGUGUGUGUUUUAAAAUAAUGUUUGUCACUUUUGUGUACAUAAUAGGAAGUGUGUCUGUGUGGGACUGCAAAGUGCAGUUUCUCCCUUCCCUUUCUAUCAGAAAUAACAAUGAUAUGGGGAGGUUUCUCAAAUAUGCACUUUACUGUUUUUUGAGUUGUGUACGGUUCCUACCCUUGGAGCAUGCUUAAUGUGAGUUGAAUAGUUGUGAGUAUUUUACAGUGCAGAAAUGUCAUUUCCUUUUAAAUCUGUAAAUAUUCUAAUUUUUUUAUGUGCUUAAACUGUGACCAAUAAAUAAUGACAACUUAA